CUCCUCCUCCUGUCGUUGCAGGUGUUAUUCCUGGGACUCAGAUGGACCACACAUCCCCGACCUACAUGCUUGCUAACUUAACCCACUUACAUUCAGAGCAACUUCUGCAGGGCUUGAAUCUCCUUCGUCAGCAUCACGAACUCUGUGACAUCGUUCUUCGAGUAGGCGAUGUUAAAAUUCAUGCUCAUAAAGUGGUACUUGCCAGCAUCAGCCCAUACUUCAAGGCUAUGUUCACUGGGAACCUCGCUGAGAAGGGGAACACUGAGGUUGAGUUUCAGAGCAUUGACGAAGCCGCACUGCAGGCCAUUGUGGAGUAUGCCUACACUGGGACCGUCUUCAUCUCUCAGGAUACGGUGGAGUCCCUCCUGCCAGCAGCAAACCUGCUGCAGAUAAAACUUGUCCUGAAAGAAUGUUGUGCUUUCCUUGAGAGCCAGCUUGACCCUGGGAACUGUAUUGGAAUUUCCCGUUUUGCAGAGACAUAUGGCUGUCAUGACCUCUAUUUGGCGGCUACUAAGUACGUAUGCCAGAAUUUUGAAUCUGUUUGCCAGACAGAAGAGUUUUUUGAGCUCACACAUGCCGAUUUGGAUGAAAUUGUCUCCAAUGACUGCCUGAACGUCGCUACUGAAGAGGCAGUUUUUCAUGCGUUGGAGUCUUGGAUCAAGUAUGACGCGCAAGAACGCCAGAAGUACUUAGCGCAGCUGCUGAGCAGUGUGCGCUUGCCAUUGCUGAGUGUUAAGUUCCUCACUCGGCUCUAUGAAGCAAAUCACCUUAUCCGUGAUGAUCGUGCCUGUAAACAUCUCCUGAAUGAAGCCCUGAAGUACCACUUCAUGCCUGAACAUAGACUCUCUCAUCAGACAGUCUUGAUGACGCGACCUCGCUGUGCUCCCAAAGUGUUGUGUGCGGUAGGAGGAAAAUCUGGACUCUUUGCCUGUUUGGAUAGUGUGGAGAUGUACUUUCCCCAGAAUGACUCUUGGAUUGGUCUGGCGCCCCUAAAUAUUCCUCGCUAUGAAUUUGGAAUAUGUGUUUUAGACCAAAAGGUCUAUGUUAUAGGUGGUAUUGAAACUAGCGUGCGUCCUGGUGUCACCAUGAGAAAACACGAAAACUCAGUGGAGUGUUGGGACCCUGAUACAAAUACCUGGACUUCUCUGGAGAGAAUGAAUGAGAGCAGAAGUACCCUUGGAGUAGUAGUCCUUGCUGGAGAACUUUAUGCUUUAGGUGGAUAUGAUGGGCAGUCUUACUUGCAAUCUGUAGAGAAGUAUAUCCCCAAAAUAAGACAAUGGCGACCUGUGGCCCCAAUGACAACCACAAGAAGUUGUUUUGCUGCAGCUGUUCUGGAUGGAAUGAUUUAUGCCAUUGGAGGGUAUGGCCCCGCUCACAUGAACAGUGUGGAGCGUUAUGACCCAAGUAAGGAUUCCUGGGAGAUGGUUGCAUCCAUGGCUGAUAAAAGGAUUCACUUUGGCGUUGGAGUUAUGCUAGGUUUUAUUUUUGUGGUAGGUGGGCAUAAUGGUGUCUCACAUUUGUCAAGCAUUGAAAGAUAUGACCCUCAUCAAAAUCAGUGGACAGUGUGUAGACCAAUGAAAGAGCCCAGGACAGGAGUUGGUGCUGCAGUAAUUGAUAACUACCUUUAUGUAGUUGGUGGUCACUCAGGGUCUUCCUAUUUGAACACAGUACAGAAAUAUGACCCUAUCUCAGAUACAUGGCUGGACUCAGCUGGCAUGAUAUACUGUCGCUGUAAUUUUGGAUUAACAGCACUUUGAGAAGUGUGAACUUGUGGGAAUCGCACAUGGUGGUGCCACAGAAAGGAGACCCAGUGUCCUGCAAACUGCCCUGCUUUCUCUGCAGCGUGAAGUGGCCUGGAGACUCGGAGCUUCAUUGGGUACUUUGAAUGGACAAAUAGUUUGAAUUGCUCUUGAAUAUAUAGUGAAUCAAUAAUUAAGAAAAAAAAGAAAGGAAGGAAAAAAAAGGAAUGACCUAACCAAUUAAAUUGUGCACUUUUCUCCACUAAGACUGGGAUAGACUAGUUUUUAUAUUCCUAAAUGUAGAGAGAACCUUGCUGCUUUUUAAUUUGUUUUCAAUAAUUUAAGCUCAUUUUUUAAAAUUUGUAUUUUGAUUUAAUAGGAUGAGAGAAGCUUCAGACCCUGGAGUAUAUCGAAUGACUGGACAGAAUGUGGAUAGUGAUUGUUGGAUGUAAAUUCAUUCGCUUUACAUUGGUUUCUUUAAAAAGGGCUGCUUUUCCUUUGGACACUUUUAAGGAUUGUAAAUACCAUGUUAGUCAUCUGAGGGCUCUUUCUGCUAAAUGAUUUUAGGGCUAGUAGUGUGAUAAAGUUGCAAAACAAUGGCUUUUGUUAUCAUAUGUGGGCCCUGUUUUAAGACAGGACAUAUUUGUUGUCUGUGCUCUUUCCGUAUGGGCUGAUGCCCUCCUCUCUGCUUGGAUGAGCAUGGGCAGAGGACAAAUUGUGUCAGUUUCAGCUGUUCGCUACACAGCAGGCUUCUGACAGUCGAUGGAAAUACAUUUGGAAGCUGUCUAGUACCACCCUUGAUGCAUACUGUUUUCAUAUAUUUUUAAUUUUAGUUUUUUAAGGUCCUAAUUUUGUUUUCAGUGUUCAAAUAUAAAAAUGGUGCUAACUGUAGGAUGUAUAACAAAGCUGUAACCAAUGUAAUUUGGGUGUUCAGUGUGAGAUGCAUGAUGUACUAUGAUAAUCUGUUUCAUUUUUAUUGGCUUGACUUAUUUGUACUUAUGGGAAAUAAUAGUGAUUACAUUAAUGUUAACAUCCAAAGUCAUCUGAAUGGCUUGAGUUAUACUUCCCAUGGUUUUUGAAUGGUGACUUAAAGAAUGAUGCUUUUUUUUUUUUUUAAUUUUCUUUCUUGUUCUAGAAAUUACAUGUCCUUCAAUACAGAAAUACAUGCACCAAAUACAACAUGCUAGGCAGGUGUGCAUUACUUUUUUCAUUUCUUAGGUAACUGAGUAUUUUUAACUUAUUGAGGAAAACUGGAACUCGAUGUUUACUUGAAUAAAUGGUUCUAAAUUUGGUUCUGCUUUGAUUAAAGAAACAAUCUUUCACAACAAAACUGUUACAGCCACUGACAGCUUAUUUAAAAAAAUAGUUAACUUAUUCUAGCAUGGUUUAGUAAAUAUCUGUUAGUCUUAAACACAUUAAUUUGCAUUUUAUUACUAUGUUGGUACUUGCAUUUUCGUAUUUAGUAAUUUUGUUUUCGUUUCCU
Molecule: messenger RNA, 3222 nt
Organism: Onychomys torridus (southern grasshopper mouse)
Lineage: Eukaryota; Metazoa; Chordata; Mammalia; Rodentia; Cricetidae
Product: kelch-like protein 28
Exons: 5
Coding region: 42-1757 (571 amino acids)
Molecular function (GO): protein binding
Source: RefSeq, a predicted model, not a curated record